UAACACCUCCGGUUAUUUCCGGGUUGUCAGUCUGUGUGGACGUGAAUGAUAAUUGUGUGAUGAGACACAGGAAAGGUUUUACACUAUAAGACAUGGAUCUGAGCAUGAAGUCAUACGGUGACCGAGAGGAAGUGGGCGUGUUUCCGUCAGCUGGCUGUAGCACUGAAGAACAGGAUGCUGAUUUAGGGGCGAGGAUGCUUGAUCUACACCCAUCAGGUGCUUCGUUUGAUCUGGACGACCACGCAAAGAGUCUUUCUGCCAGAGCGAGGCCUUUUCAAUGCUCUCAGUGUGGGAAGGGUUUUUCCCGUAUACAGCAUCUGUCCGAACAUGUCCGGAUUCACACAGGCGAGAGGCCUUUUGAGUGCUUGGUGUGUGGAAAGACUUUCACCCGGGAAAGAGAUCUCAAGACUCACCAGAUUGUCCAUACGGAUGCGAAGGCUUUUCACUGUACGAUCUGUGUUAAAAACUUUGCCCUGUUAUCCUCCUUGAGAAGACAUCUCCGUGCAUUUCAUCAAGGUCAAGAUGUUAGUACGGAGGGAAAGUGCUUAAUUUGUGUUGAAUGUGGGAAAAAUUUUGCAUGUCAACUGGAGGAACAUGAGCUGACACACACAGGAGAGAUAUCCCACCGCUGCCCUGACUGUGUCAACAGCUUCGCACAUCUCGUAUCUCACGAUCAGACCUUCUCUGAAUCAGAUGACAUGAACCAUUUAGAUGCUUGUGACAGUGAGAGGCCUUGCAGUUCUGUGACCUCUGAAGAUCUACACAAACACUUACAAACUGACGCACUUAAGGACAAUAUUGAAUCGCACUCUCUGGACCUUGUAGAUAGUAUGGAGAGUGAUGCAUCUAAUGAACACAGUGCCCAAAGUCAACAGGACCUGGCUGAAAGAGCUCCAUCUCCUUCAUCUGAGCUCUCUCAGGAUUCUGCACAUUCAACUGAAAAGGGCAAUGGAACACUAAACCCUCUUCAAGAGGAAGAGUUUACAGCUCACCAGCAAGUUCACGAUGAAGACAAGCCACACCAGUGCAAUCACUGUGGAAAGAGAUUUCAUAAGCAAGCAAAGCUUCGAAUCCAUCUGCGUGUUCACACCGGAGAGAAGCCGUACCAGUGCUCCCAAUGUGGGAAAUAUUUCAGUCAAGCAGUAAACCUUAAAAAACACUACCGUACUCAUCAUACAGAGGACAGACCGUACCAUUGCACGCUUUGUGACAGGAGGUUUUCUCUCUCUUUCUCCCUGAUAAAGCAUCAACGAGUCGCUCAUCCAGAACGUUUGAGUGUUGCUGAAAGGAAGCGCUUUACCUGUCCAUACUGUGGGAAAAUAUUCGGACGACAUCAAGAUAUGGAGCAACAUAAACGCAUUCACACUGGGGAAAGACCGUUCCGCUGCACUGUGUGCAAUAAAAGUUUUAGGCAGCGUUCAGUGUUGAUCGUGCAUAGGAAAAUUCAUACUGGAGAAAAGCCUUUUGAAUGUUUCAUAUGCUUCAGACGGUUUUACGGUUCAGGGGAUCUGAAGACUCAUAUGGGAACUCAUACUGGCGUGAGACCCCACUGUUGUCCUUUGUGCUCAAAAAGCUUCCCUCGGCCCAGUAGCCUGCAAGCACACAUGCAGUCCCAUCUGAACAAGUUCCAGGAACGUGAUGUUCUGACCGCCGGAGCUGAUAUGCUUAUCCCUGAGGAGGAGGACCAGGGUGAACCGGAUGACGUGGAAGGUGUCUGUGGUGUUUCUGCUUCAUCACAGCUGUCGGCGUUGCUUUCUGGAAACCCUGGAGCUUCUGAAGACAAAAUUAGCACAGGGGAGCAUCUAUUAGAGAAUCAGACAGGAUUCAAUCCAUCAGUAACUCAAGACCAUGAUGUUAAUCAGAGUUCCAGUUCAGAGCUGACAGAUCAUCGGAAGCCAUUUCAUUGUGCCAUAUGCAACAAAACCUUCUCUGUAGCAAUUUCCCUGAAAAAACAUCAGCUUAUAUUUCAUCCAGAUCAGCAUGCUGACAUAGAGGGGAAGUGCUUCCCCUGCUCUUAUUGCGGGAGGAAGUUCGGUCGACGCCAAGGCUUGUUACAGCACGAGCGGAUUCACACAGGUGAAAGGCCCUUCAACUGUCCCACAUGUAACAAAAGCUUCCGUCAGCGAUCGGCUUUGGUUGUGCAUAUUAAAACUCACACAGGAGAGAGGGCGUUCCUGUGCUUUGUGUGCAGUAAGAGCUUUUAUACCCCAGGAGACUUGAAGAAGCAUCUGGAAAUUCACACAGGAGUGAGGCCACACAACUGCCCUAUAUGCUUCAAGGGGUUUGGGCGUCCCAGUUUCCUCCAAGCUCACAUGCGAGUCCAUGAAAAAGCGUCCACAAAGAAGCAAAGUGGAACGGAGAAACCAACAGGUGGUCCAAAAGUCGACUUACAGGAGAAGCCAUUUGAAUGCUCUGAUUGUGGGAAAAGAUUCAGUCAGCAUUGUAUGUUUAAAAUUCACCAGCGGAUUCACACAGGAGAGAGACCUUACAAGUGCUCUCAGUGUGGCCUGAGUUUUCGUUGGAGGAGAAACCUGAUAGCCCACCAAAGUAGCCACCCGGGCGAGAACCCUCUCCAGUGUUCAAUGUGUGAUGAAACAUUCAUCUCUGAAGCAAGUCUGAAAAAACAUCAAGAUGCAUUUCAUUCAGGGGUCUCUCAUACAUGCAGUUUGUGUUUGAAGACAUUUACUCAAGCAGCUGGCCUCAGGAAACACGUGCGGUAUGUUCAUGAAGGAGAACGACCUCACAAAUGCUCUGAGUGUGGGAGAGGAUUUGUCAAACUUUCUGACCUUGCGCGUCAUCAGCGCCGGCACCAUUACGACCGGGGCGAUGAACUCUUUCAGUGCUCGCAGUGUGAGCGAAGCUUCAGUCAUCCCAGCAGUCUGGUUCUGCACAGACGGACACACACCGAAGAAAAGCACGAGUGCCCUCAGUGCGAUAAGAUUUUUAGUCAGGCGGGACACCUGAAAGUCCACCUGCGGACUCACACCAAAGAGAAUAAACCGAAAUUCGAGUGUCCUGAAUGUGGGAAGAGUUUUGGCCAAGCUAAAGAUUUGGUGGUUCAUCAGAGGGUUCACACCGGAGAGAAGCCGUACCAGUGUCCUCAGUGCAAGAAGAGCUACCGACAGUUUGCACAUUUGUCCGUACAUCUGCGAAGUCACACGGGGGAGAAGCCUUACCAAUGCCCCAUAUGUCUCAAAUUCUUCGCUCAUUCAUCAUCCAUGAAGAAACACCUGCGUGUAAUGCAUGCAGAGGGGAAGGAUUUACCUGUAACAAAGGAAGUUGUGAAGGUCACCGUUGGCGUAGGACCAUCUAACGCAACUGUAGAAGUUAAGCAAGAACCAGAAUCUGGAGAUGAAUAUGAAUGUCAAGUGAAAUCUGAAGAAAACUGCUUUGCUAUAAUGGAUGAUGUGAAGGCUAUUACGGUCUCUUCAGCUCCUUCCAGUCCAGUAUCAUCUGUGUCUUUUAAAAAUGAAUGAUGUGGAUGGAAACCAGGGUUCUUACCUUGCCAAACAUCAGAGCACAUUGAAGAAUCUGCAGCAUUUAUUAAGGACUGCUAGUAUUCUCAUGCCAAAAAAGCAGUUUUUAAGAAAUAGAAUAGCAUUCUACAGUGACUCCUGAAGCCAGUCCACACCACGGUAUUCGAUUUGGGUUUUUGGUUGAGCGGGGAACCACACAACACCUGUGCUGUCAGCGUGAGUGGAGUUUCAGUAGAGCUGAUUAAAUUAACAUGAAAAACAAUGUGAUGAGAACUGUCCAGUCUGAAGAACUUCAUCCAUUCGGAUAAAAAUGACCUGCAUUUUUUUUUUUUUUUGCUGAUACAAAAAAAAUUUGGCUUUGCCAAAAAAAAAAUUUGGCUUUGCCAAAUAGAGGAGAUCUUCGCCAAAUUCAUAAUGGAGAGAAGCCUUGACAUUUGCUGUGAAUAGAGUUUCGAUCAGGUAGAGCACAUCAAAAAGAGAGACAUUUCCAGCCCUCAGACUGGCUAAAUCUUGUUGGAUGAACAUACAGAAAGGACAUUGAUAUAUUACAGGGUUCUUCGAUUCUCUUCCUUGAGGUCUACUGCCUCAAGACUUCAGUUCCAACCCUGAUCAAACUCACCUGUCUGUAAUUUUCAAGUAAUCCUGAAGAACUUUGUUAGCUUGUUCAAGGGUGUUUGCAUCUGAGCUAGUCUCUAGUCUAGGAGAACUGAACAAAUCUGAUGAGUACAAAAACUUUGUCACGUUACAAACAGUACCUCACAGAAUCUGCCAUUCUACACAUUUCCUGACCUUUACAUAUUCAUCAGCACAAGUAUUUUAUGCUCAAAGCUGCAUUUAAUACAUUUUACUGUGUUUAAAUCCAUUCCACAGAUUUUCCCUUCAAAGUCAGUGUAGAAAAUCUAAAGUCUGCAGAUUCUAGAUUUGUUUGGAAGCCAAUGUAAAUAUACAACCACCAACUCAUUUAAUUAAUUUUAUAAUGUAUUACUUUGACCACCAAAGUUUUUGUAAUCAUUUUUUUCUUGUAUACCUGACAUCUCAUAAUAGAUGUAAAUUAAAUGAAUGAGUUCAAAUGUUUAGCCUUAAAAAGAUUAUUCUAUAUAUUAUUUUUUUUCAGUGGUUACAAUAACAAUUUUCCUCACUGUCUUUGGCCUUGUCCCAAAUGGCACCCUAAACACUCACGGUCUUCUUAUGAGUCCGCACUUUUGUGACAUAAUGUUUGUGACAUAAUAAAACCAGUGAAAUACA
Ctenopharyngodon idella (grass carp) is the source of this 4721-nucleotide messenger RNA. It is a transcript of the gene znf271, whose product is annotated as zinc finger protein 271. Gene Ontology annotation, biological process: regulation of DNA-templated transcription. Gene Ontology annotation, molecular function: DNA-binding transcription factor activity, RNA polymerase II-specific; RNA polymerase II cis-regulatory region sequence-specific DNA binding. Bases 93 to 3476 code for a protein of 1127 amino acids. The record is from RefSeq and is a predicted model, not a curated record. Lineage: Eukaryota; Metazoa; Chordata; Actinopteri; Cypriniformes; Xenocyprididae. The transcript is spliced from 12 exons.